Penicillium waksmanii is the source of this 2085-nucleotide messenger RNA. RefSeq names its product transient receptor potential ion channel family protein. The transcript has 2 exons. The record is from RefSeq and is a predicted model, not a curated record. Gene Ontology annotation, biological process: transmembrane transport; fungal-type cell wall biogenesis. The coding region runs from base 1 to 2085 and encodes 694 amino acids. Lineage: Eukaryota; Fungi; Ascomycota; Eurotiomycetes; Eurotiales; Aspergillaceae.
AUGAAACUCGUGCCAGGCCUGCUGGCUGGCCUCUUCGCUUUCGCUCAUCUCGCCCUGCCGGUCUGCGCAGAGAAACUCUUACAAGCGAAUUAUGUCACCUCCUGUUCCGACGAUAGUGCCAUUAAGACAAAUGAGAUCAAGGUCAAACUGUUACCAGACGAAAGUCAGGUCUGGCUGGAAUACGAUGGAACACUUAACUACGAUGGCUAUGUCAUGUUCAAUGUCGACAUUUUCGCCUAUGGAUACAAUAUCACCCGCCAAACCAUCAAUCCAUGCGAGUUGAAUAUCGCCAACCUUUGCCCCAUGACAAGCGGGAAAAUGCCUGUUCCAUGGAAUCCGAUGGAGGUUUCAAAAAACACCAUCAGCAGCUUCGUUCCGACCAUUGCCUACUACGUCCCCGACAUCGAUCUCCUUAUCCGAGUUACCGUCGUCGCAAAGAAAACCGGCGAACAGGUCUCCUGCAUCGAAGCCCCCGUCACCAAUGGCUACUCCGUCUAUGUAUCAGGGGUUGGCUGGGCCCUGGGUGUCAUCACUGGUCUUGGUCUUCUGAUCACCGUCAUUCUCUCGAUUCUAGGCUAUUCGAAUAUCGCAACUCACGUCUCCUUCCGAACAAUGCUUUUACUGGGCUUCAUGCAAAGUCAGGCCAUGUACGGAAUGCUUGCGCUUCACUUCCGACCUCUCGCUCGCAACUGGACCCAGGAUUUCCAAUGGACCGUAGGUAUUGUACAUGCUGGAUUCCUCGAGACAAUUGCCACUUGGUUCCAGCGCGCAACAGGAGGUACACCUUCAACAGUCAUUUCGCAAAACAGCGAUGUCUCGGUCGCGGUUCUGAAACGUUCCGUCGGAAAUCUUGCAAAGCGAACCCUCCCCACGACCGGCGGAGGUAACGAACUUCUCGUCAAGGGUAUCGAGCGAAUGGGCUACCGAGCGCAGAUCGAACCAUCGAACAUCUGGAUGACUUCAUACCUGGUUUUCUACUUCGUCACCAUCCUCAUGAUGAUCACUCUCAUGGUGCUCAAAUUCGCCCUCCCCGCCAUCUCCAAGAAGGCGAACAACGCCAAGUUGAACAACGCUCUCAGUGGAGGUACUGAAUGGAAGGGUUUCCUGCGUGGCAGCAUCUACCGCCUUGCCAUGCUCUCCUACCCUCAAUUCUGCUCGCUCGGCCUCUGGGAAAUCUACCAGCGUGACUCGGCUGCUGAGAUCAUCCUGGCGAUCGUUAUGUUCUUGACAACCACUGCAGCCCUGGGCUUCGCUACAUUCAAGGUUUUCCAACGCGCACGCGCAUCCAAGGCAUUGAACGAAAACCCGACCUACACCUUGUAUUCCGACCCGGCCUGUCUGACAAAAUGGGGCUUCCUCUACGUGCACUAUAAAGCGCAAUGCUACUACUUCAUCGCUCCGAUGAUCGCCUAUAUCCUGAUCAAGGGUAUCAUCGUUGCUUUCGUCCAAGCUAGCGCCACAGCGCAAGCCGUCCUGACCCUGAUCGUCGAAGCGGCCUUCAUGAUCGCGACCUGCGUGAUCAGACCCUACAUGGACAAGAAAGCCAACAGUUUCAGCAUCGCCGCGUCAGUCAUCAACUUCGUCAGCGCAAUCUGCCUCCUCAUCUUCUCCGACGUCUUCAACCAACCCGAUCUCGCCUCUGGCGUUGUCACCGUCAUUUUCUUCUUCAUGAACGCAAUCUUCACACUCACUCUCGUCGUCUUCCUCCUCAUCUCCUUCUACUACGCCAUCCGCCUCAAAGAGCCAACGGCAAAAUACCACCGUCUUUCCGACAACCGCGAGUCCUUCCGCAUGUCGCAAACAGACAACCGUCUCAAUACCGAGCUCCUCCCGCUCGAAAAGGCCAUCCGCCCCAUCGGCGACGAACCCCGCCCUUCCUCCCCCUGGGCCCCAAGCAACAACGGCAGCGUCCGUUCCCGCUGGGAUCCCGGCCACGCUGGCGGGGGCUUUAACCACCACGACGAACAACCGCCUCGAUCACCAUUCGCGGAUCAACCGCCCCGAUCACCUUUCGCGGACCCAGUUGAGCCCACUCUACCGUUAAUACCCAGUAGUGGUGGUCAUGACGCUGGGCGGCGGGUAUAA